This is a messenger RNA of Ceraceosorus guamensis, 696 nucleotides long. RefSeq lists its product as hypothetical. NCBI's taxonomy places the organism in Eukaryota, Fungi, Basidiomycota, Exobasidiomycetes, Ceraceosorales, Ceraceosoraceae. The record is from RefSeq and is a predicted model, not a curated record. The transcript has 2 exons. The coding region runs from base 1 to 696 and encodes 231 amino acids.
AUGUCAGCUGAUGAUGAGGUGCAGGCAAGGGCAGCAGAGGGACAGGAGAGUCAGGCUGGACAGCGGCAAAACGCACCCUUACCUGCACCCGCACCAGCACCUGCCAACGCAGGCCCACCCGCAUCAGCAUCAGCAUCAACAUCGACGCAAACACCACCACCACCACCACCAGCAGCAGCAAGCACGCAGGAUCCGCUGACGACGCUGGAGCGGACAUUGGCGCUGAUGCUCAAGAUCGCCACGGCUUCCAUCUCCUACAUUCCAGGACACUCUUUGCCUGUAGAGGUGGAUGCCCGCAUUGCCGUCUCUGCAGCACCUCAUCACGUGGGCGAGCACAGGGUGGGACCGCAAGCCAUGUCGGAGAGCGUGGAUGAGCUGCAAGAGGAUCUGGUAGAGGCUGCUCAGAGGUUCAAAGAGUGCCUUCAAAGCCAUGCCAUGCAGCAGCUGGUGGCAGGCGGAGGCAGCGGUGGCGGCAGCGGCGGUGGUGCGAUCGAGGAUGACGAAGAGGAGGCGGACAAGGCGAGGGAUGGGCAGCAACUUGGAGAGCUGGAUGCGGAGAUGAGAUUGGCCAAUGAGGAGUUUGCUCGCGUCACUCUGGCAGCAGAUAAACAGCUGCAACAGCAAAAGAGGUUGCUGGAAGAUUUGUCGCGCCAACACGCAGCUGCUCGAGCCGAAUUGGCACGCCAAGCAGCUUGA